Elephantulus edwardii (Cape elephant shrew) is the source of this 1536-nucleotide messenger RNA. It is a transcript of the gene TRIM65, whose product is annotated as tripartite motif containing 65. The coding region runs from base 1 to 1536 and encodes 511 amino acids. Lineage: Eukaryota; Metazoa; Chordata; Mammalia; Macroscelidea; Macroscelididae. The record is from RefSeq and is a predicted model, not a curated record. The transcript has 6 exons. Gene Ontology annotation, biological process: positive regulation of autophagy. Gene Ontology annotation, molecular function: protein binding; metal ion binding.
AUGGCCUCGCUGCAGCUGGAGGAGAAGCUGGCCUGCGCCAUCUGCCUGGGGCUCUACCGGGACCCGGCGACGCUGCCCUGCGGACACAACUUCUGCAUGGCCUGCAUCCGGGACUGGUGGGCGCACGAGGUGCGGGAGUGCCCCGAGUGCCGCCAGCCCGUCCCCGAAGGCACCGAGCUCCGCCGCAACGUGGCCCUGAGCGGCCUGGUGGAGCUGGUGCGCACCGAGCAGGGCCGCGACCCGCCGGCCGGGACGCUGGGGGAGCCCGGGACCCCGCCGGCUGGAACCCCGCCGGAGCCCACCCCGGGCCCCACCGUGCCCGAGCGCAGCCCCCAGGAGCGGGCGCUGCUGGACACCGAGUGCCGCAAGCGCGAGGUCCAGCUGAGAGCCACGUUGGAGGUGACCUCACAGCAAGCCGCCCAGGCCAAGGCUCAGCUCCAGCAGCUGCAGCAACAAAGCAGCCAGAUCCAGAGCUCUGCCUGCACCCUGGCCUCCGUGGUCUCCAGCAAGUUCAGUGUCCUCCUGCAGGCCUUGGAGAUGCGCCGGGCCUUGGCUCUGAAGGACAUUGACACAGCCAAGGCCCAGGCGCUGGCCAAGGCCAGGGCAGAGGAGCAGCGCCUGUCGCGCCACCUGGAGGCGCUGGCCCGCCAUGACUGCAGGGCCCAGGAGCUCCUGCAGCAGCCGGACCACGGGACCUUCCUCCAGGAGUCACAGCUCCUGGUGCCCCCAGAGCCUCUUGGGCCGCUGACCACUCCCCCGUGGGAUGAAGACCAGCAGCUGGGGGACCUGAAGGAGAUGCUGAGUCAUCUGGACGCCCUCCUGCUGGAAGAGGGGGACCCCCAGGGGGUGCUGGCGGAGGAUGCUGACUUGUACCUCGUGGAGACUCCAGGUCCCCUGGUGCCAACCCCGGUGUGCCCACAGAGACAAGAACUCUGGCAAAAUUACUGCAACCUGACCUUCGACCCUGAAAGUGCCAAUCGCCACCUCCACCUGUCUCGUGAGAACCGGCGGGUGAAGCACCGGCGGUGGCCACGGAGCCAGUUCAGCCCAAGCAGCUUCAAACUGUGGCAAGUGCAGUGUGUCCAGAGCUUCCAGGCUGGGCGGCACUACUGGGAGGUACAUACUUCCAACCACUCGGUGACCCUAGGGGUCACCUACCCAGAACUAGCGAGGGAUAAGCAGGGGACCCACACAGACAACAUCGGCCGUGGGCCCUGCUCCUGGGGACUUUGCAUCCAGGAGGACUGCACGCAGGCCUGGCACAACGGGGAGGCCAGGCGCCUUCCGGCAGUGACUGGCCACCUCCUGGGUGUGGAUUUGGAUGUAGCCUCAGGCCGGCUCACCUUCUACAGUCUGGAGCCCCAGGUCCAGCCCCUGCACACCUUCCAUGCUGUCUUCACCCAGCCCCUCCACGCUGUCUUCUGGCUCCUCGAGGGCAGAACACUUACCCUGUGCCAUCGGCCCAGAGCCAGCCACCUUCCAGACUCCCAGGGCUCCCAGGAAGGGGCCUCAGAGCUCAUCCAAGACCCCUGCUGA